Messenger RNA from Lolium perenne, 1286 nucleotides. RefSeq lists its product as uncharacterized. The record is from RefSeq and is a predicted model, not a curated record. NCBI's taxonomy places the organism in Eukaryota, Viridiplantae, Streptophyta, Magnoliopsida, Poales, Poaceae.
GUAGGACACUUAGAACUAGCCUUUUCUGCAUUGGUCUCACAUAUGCACUACAGUUUCGUGUAAAAUAAGCAAGUGUUAUGAUAGUUACAAAGAAGUUCUGCUGCACUGAGUACUGAAACUACACCAAGUACUGGAACUUCAAUAAACUAAUCUUUCAUGUGAAUAUAUUAUCAUGAUUUACCACAAUUUAGGUGUAACUGACAAUCCUAUAAACCUUGUCAACAUGAUGCACUAGCACUAGUGUUACUAGUUCCUUUCCUCUUCAUGUUGUAUUGCUCCUGCAAUGUUAUAGUCACUUGGGACUUACUGUUCAUUAUUUGCUGUUACUUUCUCAUCAACCCUGCUUUGUCAUUGGCUCGUAUGGAAUUUUUUUUAGUCACGCAUUUUUUAUUUUGUUUUUUUGGAUGGUGUUGCUCCAGUCAAUCAGGCUGGCAUUGACCACUACAACAAACUGAUCGAUGCACUGCUAAGCUAGAGAUUGCAGUUGAACCCGGAGAAUACGGUGGGCGUCAUGAUGAUGGCCAGCACGGACGUGCAUGUGCUCGUUACGCCCGCCAGCGACCUUGCGAUGAUCCUUGCCAGUAUGCACGGCAUGCAGGUUGUUAGUGAAGAUGGAUACAGAGUGAAGUGUGAACAGCCAUUUAAAGAACCAGAUUUAGAAGAACUCCAGAAAAAGAAUGUGAACGAUGUAAAGCUCCUCACUCUCUCGAGCUCACCCAUUUUAUCGAGCUCCACCACACUCACGAGAAGACCGAGCAGAGACCAAUCCCUCCCCAUCCUCUCCAUCAUAGAUGCGAGGACCGCCACAUUUCCACGUUCAACGGCCUUCGAAGACCACACCUAGUAGGCUCAUCAUCAGACACCGGCGCCGCACCAUCGUCGCCGUGGCCGUCCUAUGUUCGAGACCAUGGAUCUGGUUGUUAGUGGUCAAUCCCGCCUCUCUAUCCACAUCUUGGUGGUGGCCAUCGGGGAACUCCGAUUCUGACCCCGCAAUUCGGCUUCGACGUCCUUACCUUCAUGAUUUCACUUGCAUAAAAGUGUGCCUCGAAUUAACAUUACUUUGUUAUAUAGGCAUAGAAGCAAUCUAAACUAAUAAGGUAACCAAGUCCCUUGAUUGGAGGCUCCACAAAAAAAUACUGAAAUUCUCAGAACAUAAGUAUCCAAAUUCUAUUUGAAGUGAAGUAUAUUUAGAAAGUGAUUUGUCCAAUAUUUAAAUAGUUUCCUUGUACAUAAUUAAAUUCAGAAAGCAAAAAAGUUUGAAUAACCAUAAUACGCUGCAUUUUGAU